AUGCGCAUUCCCCACCACGCAUCGGCUUUUCGCCCAUCCACAUCGUACACAGCCUUGUCCGAUGCUGCCUCGCUUGUGCCCCGAGCAACGGCCGAGAGAGUUCAGAUGCAAUGGACUCUAGCGGUAGUCUGCGGUUUGAUCAUUGGCGUGAUUUCUCUGUCCCUGGCUAUCCCACCGUGCAUUCAUGCGUUCAGACAGCUUCGCGAAGUUCGCCAGCAAGCGUUGCCGAAUACGAACCACAUCCAGUUUGAGCAGGUCGCUGCGCCUGAUGCUACGUCAACCCAACCCCACCAAGCAGAGGAGAAUGCAGCGCAACCCCUGCCUUUGUCAGACUUCUCAUCGCCAUCCGCAUCAGUUGUCACAAUCGAUCAUGUCGACAUCAAUGUAAAGUUUACCGGUCACUCGAGAGGCUUGGAAAAUGAUGGAGACGUGAUUGCGUUGGGCAACUACAGGCACCACGGGUAUAAUGGACAAGACUGGGCUCAUCAGCCGGAGGAUGCGGAUCAUUCAUCGCCGGUUGGGUCCAAUAAAGGUGCUGCUUUGGUUGCUGCACUGCUCAGCACCGGAGUGCUGCUGUUGAACCCCGUGAAGGAGUUUUUGUACCCCGGUAUAGGUGGUUGA
Messenger RNA from Paraphaeosphaeria sporulosa, 621 nucleotides. RefSeq lists its product as uncharacterized. The record is from RefSeq and is a predicted model, not a curated record. NCBI's taxonomy places the organism in Eukaryota, Fungi, Ascomycota, Dothideomycetes, Pleosporales, Didymosphaeriaceae. Bases 1 to 621 code for a protein of 206 amino acids. The transcript is spliced from 2 exons.